Molecule: messenger RNA, 1110 nt
Organism: Pseudophryne corroboree (corroboree frog)
Lineage: Eukaryota; Metazoa; Chordata; Amphibia; Anura; Myobatrachidae
Product: enoyl-[acyl-carrier-protein] reductase, mitochondrial-like
Exons: 9
Coding region: 1-900 (299 amino acids)
Biological process (GO): fatty acid metabolic process
Cellular component (GO): mitochondrion
Molecular function (GO): trans-2-enoyl-CoA reductase (NADPH) activity
Source: RefSeq, a predicted model, not a curated record
AUGCUGGCUGCUCCGAUUAAUCCUGCAGAUAUUAACAUGUUGCAGGGAAAUUAUGGAAUUCUGCCCUGCUUACCCGCCAUAGGUGGCAAUGAAGGUGUUGGGGAAGUAAUAAAAGUUGGUUGUCAGGUUCAUGGUAUCCAACCAGGUGAAUGGGUUAUUCCAAUCAAGUGUUGCUUUGGAACAUGGAGAACUGAUGCAGUUUGUAAGUCGGAUGAAGUGAUUCCUAUAGCUAAAACAAUCUCUAUCCUCAGCGCUGCUACUCUCAGUGUUAACCCUUGCACUGCCUACCGAAUGCUCACGGACUUUGUUACUUUGAGGGCUGGCGACACUGUCAUUCAAAAUGGUGCAAAUAGUGCUGUGGGACAGGCUGUUAUUCAGAUCUGUGCAUCAAUGGGAGUAAAAACCAUUAAUGUAAUUAGAGACAGGCCAAACGUUAAUGUACUGAUAGAAAAGCUUGAGUUCCUUGGAGCCAACUAUGUUAUUACAGAGGAGAUGCUGGAUAAACCAGAAAUGGCAAAUCUGUUCAAGGUGGUUGAAAGACCUAAAUUAGCUCUGAACUGUGUAGGUGGAAGCAGUGCUGGAAAGCUUUUCACCCAUCUUAAGGAUGGCAGCACUAUGGUUAUGUAUGGUGGAAUGUCAAGGAAGCCAACACCUUUACCUGCUAAAACAUUCAUAUUUAAAAACAUUAAAAUAUGUGGCUUUUGGAUGACAGAGUGGAAAAGAAACCACAUGCAUGAUCUAACAAAACUUACUACAAUGGUGUCAGACUUAUCGGACAUGGUAAGAAGAGGACAGUUAUUGGAACCCAUCUGCACGCAAGUUCCAUUUCAUGACUACAAAGAAGCACUACUAGCUAGCAUGGAUACUUACAGCAUCAAGCAUGUACUAAUUAUGAAAUAAUAGAGAAUUGUCCUAAGAUUUGAAAUAAAAAAAAGGUAACCCCUGUACUAUAUAUCUGCUCAGGUCAGUCAGUUGACUCUUCAGGUCUGGGUUUGAGCUUCAGAUAUUGCAUCGCUGCUCAAGUGUGCAAUGGGACGGUCAAUAUAUGUAAAAUAUGUUAAACUCCAAUGUGUUUUAGAAGUUCAAAAUAAAUAUACUUAUUGUCUAUAC